CCCCAACCCCCCCCCCCCCCCCCCAGUGUAUCAAAUCAUAAUCACUCAGUCCAGAUAUAGAUAAAACCCUUAAUAUCUUCUGAGAUAAAGCUUUUUUAUUCACUCGAACUUGAGAGAGAUAGAGAGAGAAAGGUCCACCAUAGAAGGAUGCAUUCUGAUAAGGACUCGUUUUAAACAUAGGUUCAUGCCCGUGGUUCAUGCCCGUUCUUUCUUUCUGUACAUUUCUCAUUCCCCACCAAAACUGUUCUACCUUUAGUGCCCUCUUCUCGUAUGUUUUUUCCUCUAGUAUUUGAAAAGUGUUCGACUUUUAAUCCUGUUCAUUAUUUUGAUUUAUCAUAUUUGUCUCUGUCAGUGUUCAACUUCUUUUUUCUGAGAGAGGAAAAAAGCGUUGUCUUUACAGUUUUCAAAUUCUGGGGUUUGGGUCUUGUUGAGGUGAGAUUGUGAACAGUUCUUUAUCUUCAAAACGAACCUUCUCUAUUUUCUAUGUUGUUUCUUGUGGUUUGGUUUUGUAGGCUGAAAAGCAUUCUUGUCUUUAUCUCUUAAGGUCCUAGCUUUUUCAGAUUUCUAACUUCCUUUUUUUUUUUAUCCUCUCUGUCUUCUUCUUGCUAGCUUUUGCCUCGAGUUUGUUUGAACCCCAAAGUUCUUUUCUUGUUUUCCAUCAGAAUGGAUGUACAUUUUUAUUAGAAUGUUAGCGGGCUUCAAAAACUUCUCUGUUCAGCUUUGUCGUUGGUUUUGUCAAGGAGAAACUAGUUUUUGCGAAUAAUUGAAAAUUAGGUUCAACUAGUAAGCAGUAAAUGCAUGGAUAGAAGGGAUACUAUGACGAUUUCGGGCUCUGCCUCCUUUUUUAUGCAGGGUAGUGGUACACAUCCUAGUUUAAAUGUUUCAUCUGGCAUCAAUACUUUAUCCAAUAUAAAUGCACCAUUUCAACCAAAUAUGGGAGCCAAUACCAUGGGAUCUCCAUUACUGAUGGAACAUCCGGCAGCAAUUUCUGUGGGUGAACUAUCUACAAUGGUAUCCGGUCAACCUGAGAAAAGGAAAAGAGGAAGGCCACGGAAAUACGGACCUGAUGGGGCUGUAUCAUUGGCGUUGUCUCCCUCACUGUCUGCUCAUCCCGAGACAACAAUCCCAUCCCAGAAGCGGGGUAGAGGGCGGCCACCAGGGACUGGGAGGAAGCAACAAUUAGCUUCUCUUGGUGAAUGGCUGUCUGGUUCAGCUGGGAUGGGUUUUACUCCGCAUAUCAUCACCAUUGCAGUAGGAGAAGACAUUGCGACAAAAAUAAUGUCAUUUUCACAGCAGGGUCCAAGAGCUAUAUGCAUCUUGUCAGCAAAUGGUGCUGUCUCUACUGUUACUCUGCAUCAGCCAUCAACUUCUGGAGGCACCGUCACAUAUGAGGGGCGCUUUGAAAUUUUAUGUUUAUCUGGUUCUUACCUGUUCUCUAACGAUGGUGGCCCUCGCAAUCGAACUGGUGGUUUGAGUGUCUCCCUAGCUAGUCCUGAUGGUUGUGUUAUUGGUGGAGGAGUUGGUGGAGUUCUUAUUGCAGCAAGCCCUGUUCAGGUGAUAGCCGGAAGUUUCUUGUGGGGUGGUUCAAAGACUAAAAACAAGAAAGUGGAAGGUGCUGAAGUAGCCAGAGAUGCGGACCAUCAGACGGUCGAGAAUCCAGUAACUCCAACUAGUGUUCAACCAAGUCUAAAUCUUACUCCAACCUCUUCUAUGGGUGUAUGGCCUGGUUCUCGGUCAGUGGAUAUGCGAAGCACCCAUGUUGACAUUGAUCUGAUGCGCGGAUAAGGAUUUUCUAUUGAUUAUUCUGUGAGCAAUGUAUAUACUCUCCUGUUUCAGUACAGCUUGAAUAUAAUCUUCUGAAGUCCAAUGAUGAAGAUUGAAGACAGGCUGAUUCUGCUCGACAUUUCUCACUUCAUUUACUUAUGAUUGACCAUGGGUUGAACUCAUCUCUUGUAGCUCAAUGACAAUGCAAUUCCAAGUUUUAGUGUUGGUGAUUCGAACUAAUCUGUUUUUCUGUGA
Populus euphratica (Euphrates poplar) is the source of this 2019-nucleotide messenger RNA. RefSeq lists its product as uncharacterized. The transcript has 6 exons. Gene Ontology annotation, molecular function: minor groove of adenine-thymine-rich DNA binding. NCBI's taxonomy places the organism in Eukaryota, Viridiplantae, Streptophyta, Magnoliopsida, Malpighiales, Salicaceae. Bases 799 to 1785 code for a protein of 328 amino acids. The record is from RefSeq and is a predicted model, not a curated record.